This is a messenger RNA of Aspergillus steynii IBT 23096, 653 nucleotides long. RefSeq lists its product as uncharacterized. NCBI's taxonomy places the organism in Eukaryota, Fungi, Ascomycota, Eurotiomycetes, Eurotiales, Aspergillaceae. The record is from RefSeq and is a predicted model, not a curated record. Bases 162 to 515 code for a protein of 117 amino acids. The transcript has a single exon.
CGCUAAAAUCCGUUGAGCCAUGACGGCUGCCACCCCUGAUCGAGGGAUUUUCAGCUGUCGACUAAUUCAGACACUAUAUCGUUCCUUCGGUGAUCAGGUACAAUAAUUGGUCCUGGCGACAAACUCGAUCGCCAGGUUUAUUGAACCGGGCUGGCUGAAUUAUGAUAAUUCCAUCGACAAGGGAUCCUAUGUCAGUUCGAUCGCAGUGCUGGCCGUGUUGCACAGAACUUCGGAUCUCCCCUGAACGAAAUGACAGAUUCAGACUAGUUUCAGGGUUGGAUAUGGCGUCCUCGUUGUCGAUCCGGUUGGUUUGGGAUCGGCGACUGUGGCUAUGUCUGUUGGAAAUUAGCAGUCAGGCAUUCAGCGACAUUUGCUGCCGAACCCUAACUCUGCUUUCAUGUCUCACCCAAAAUUGGUCCAUCGCUGAGUUUAUUUACGUCGCUUUGGCGCAGUUUAUAUGCCUGCUGUUCCUCUGUCCAGUCUCUGAAAGGAUAGCACACACUCCUUUCAGCUAGUCUGGACACUGAUGGAAAGGGGUCAAUGUCAAUUGUCUUCGCUGAACUCUCUACACAUAAUCGAGUCUGAUAAUUGGUCUCAGCUAGAAUAGUUAGCAUUCUCUCUUCAUGCUAGAGCUUUGUCUAAAAGCAUUCUAC